Pleurotus ostreatus (oyster mushroom) is the source of this 789-nucleotide messenger RNA. RefSeq lists its product as uncharacterized. The record is from RefSeq and is a predicted model, not a curated record. Lineage: Eukaryota; Fungi; Basidiomycota; Agaricomycetes; Agaricales; Pleurotaceae. Gene Ontology annotation, molecular function: oxidoreductase activity. The transcript is spliced from 8 exons. The coding region runs from base 1 to 789 and encodes 262 amino acids.
AUGUCAGAGACAGACAGUCAGAACCUCAAGGUCGCAAUAGUUACUGGCGCAUCUUCAGGGAUUGGGAAGGCGUCCGCCAUAGCAUUAGCCCAAGCGGGUUGGAAUGUGGUGAUCACAGCGCGUCGGAUUGAUGCCCUCCUUCAAACAGCAGAACAGUGUGACCAGAGGGCUCUUGUCGUUGCAGGCGACGUUACCGACGAGAAGUUCGUUCAAGAGCUAUUCGCGCAGGCUGUGGAACAAUUUGGCAAGCCUCAGACAUGCUGGCAUACUGGACGAGUCGAUCUGCUAUUCAAUAACGCGGGGAUCAGCGCGCCUGGAACGCUCAUCGAAGAACUUACCCUGGAGACGUUUCAGAACGUCAUGAACGUAAACCUCGUUGGACCCUUCCUCUGCACGCGGGAGGCCUUCAAGGUAUUCAAAGCCCAGACGCCCGCAGGAGGACGAAUCAUCAACAACGGAUCCUUGUCAGCACACGUACCCCGCCCACACACCUUCCCUUACGCCUGUUCCAAGCACGCCAUCUCUGGGCUCACGAAAUGUACAGCACUCGACGGCCGGGCACAUAACAUAACUUGUACCCAAAUCGACAUCGGAAACGCACAUACAGACAUGGUAUCGGCUCAAACUCAGGGCAUACUCCAGCCGAACGGCGCAAUUAUACCAGAAGCGACAUUCGACGUCAAGCAUGUCGCUGAUAGCAUAGUUCACAUAGCUCAAUUGCCGAACGAUGUGACGGUACUCGAGAUGAAUAUAAUGGCCUCAAAGGCGCCAUACGUGGGGAGGGGAUAA